Molecule: messenger RNA, 2687 nt
Organism: Cherax quadricarinatus
Lineage: Eukaryota; Metazoa; Arthropoda; Malacostraca; Decapoda; Parastacidae
Gene: puml
Product: pummelig
Biological process (GO): lipid homeostasis; phosphatidic acid biosynthetic process
Cellular component (GO): mitochondrion; lipid droplet
Molecular function (GO): carboxylic ester hydrolase activity; lysophosphatidic acid acyltransferase activity
Source: RefSeq, a predicted model, not a curated record
GCCAUUUGAGUAUUGAAUCUUUAGUAGUCACCACUCAUCCACAUUGGUGUGAAAAUUUUAUAGAGUCUGUGGUCUUGAACAUUAUGCUUGUACUGUUCUAAUAUUUCAUAGCUACGUAAUAGUCUUCAGUGCAGUAUUCACUACUGUAUUGUACCAUAUAUGGAAUCUGGAUUUUUGUGGGGUAUUGUGAAUUUAAAUUUAAACUCUUAAGAUGAGUAUAGAGCUUAAAGUAUCAUUUAAACUAUUGUUAGUGUUGCAAAUUAUCUUGCAUUUUUCCCAAGAAGAGGAGAUUAUUUCAAGAAAACAAGUCAUAAAGUGGAAGGGUGUUCUGUUAGAUUUUACAGACGUAAAUUAUAAUGAGACUUUAUGGCCCAUUAUAUAUGAAGAUCGAAUAGAGGAUGAUAUUGACUGUGCAUCGUCACUUGAUCCUGAAGCAUUGGAUGAAUGCUCUUCUGAUGUUAGCUGGUUUGGUAGCUGGCUAAGAUGGUGUCCCACUUCGCUGAGUCUUCUUCGUGAAGCAGAAAAAACGCUUCUCUCUAACUUGAAAAGCUCAUACAGAGGGCAAUACGUUAAUGUCGGGUGUGCAGUGGGCAAUGCAGAGUCACACAUUUGGACAAUAAGCUUAAAUAGAGACUCUAAAAAUGUUCCGCUUGUUCUCCUACAUGGCUUUGGCUCUGGUGUGGGACUGUGGUGUCUUAAUUUGGAUUCACUCUCAGCAGACAGACCUGUUUAUGCAAUGGAUAUUAUUGGAUUUGGUCGCAGUUCCCGACCAUCUUUUACAAAAGAUCCACUAGAGGCUGAGCGUGAAUUCAUCACAACAAUAGAAUUAUGGCAGGAGAAGUUGGCUUUAGAUAAGUUUAUUCUUCUAGGGCACUCCUUCGGCGGCUUUCUUGCAGCUUCGUAUGCUAUUAAGCAUCCAGAAAGGAUUCAUCACCUCAUCUUGGCUGACCCUUGGGGGUUCCCCGAGCGUCCACUGGAUGUAGCUGAGCGCUACAAAUUUCCUUUUUGGGUCAAAGCCAUUGGGGCUGUGCUUCAACCCUUCAACCCUCUAUUUAUUGUAAGAACAGCUGGGCCAUGGGGUCCAAAGUUACUUCAGAAAGCCAGACCUGACUUGAGCCGGAAGUUCUCUGGUAUGGUAGCUGAUACUGAGGAGGUGAUCCCCAAUUAUUUGUACCAUUGUAAUGCUCAGAAUCCAUCUGGGGAAUCGGCCUUCCACACCUUAAUGGCUGGAUUUGGCUGGGCCAAGUAUCCUAUGAUCCAGCGCAUUGACUCUCUCAGGAAAGGAAUGCCUAUGACAUUGAUUUAUGGAUCAAGAUCAUGGGUUGAUCAUGAUCCAGGAUUUCAGAUCAAAUAUAUGAGAAAGGAUUCCUACGUAGAUGUUCAGGUUAUAUUGGGGGCAGGCCAUCAUGUGUAUGCUGACAGAGCGGAGGUCUUCAAUAACCUUGUAAAUAAUAUUGGUAAACAUGUAGAUAAUGGGACACUACCUAAACUUAACCCAGAUGCACCAAGAAGAAACAGUGAAGAUAGUCAUGGUGAUGCAGGUGUAACUUUAAUCAACAUGAUAAAUGUACGUAAUGAUGACAUUCGUGAUGAGUCUACUGUUCAGGCAGAUACAAAUGUAUCAGCAGAGGAAGAUUUAGAUUAAAAAGGUUUAUGGUAAAAUUGGUAGACAAUGAAAAAAGGUGUAUUGAGAGGGCUUAAAUAAAUUUUGGUAGUCAAUUUUAAUACUAAUUAGAAACUAUAUUUUUCUCGUCAGUAAGUAGGCUUAUUACCAAAACAUACACUUGAAUUUUAAAUAACAUUACCAAUAAUUAACUCAUGAGGCAAGAUUACAUGCUAGAUUUAGCAUAUGGCUGAUUUAUUAUUACUUAAGCAAUUUUAAUUAAAAAUAAUAUUCUCAGCUCAAAUUAAUACUUAGUUGAGAUGCAUUGAUUAGCAUUAAAGUUAGAUAUUCAGUUUGUUUUUUUGUUGUGUGAACCAUGUUUCCCUGUCCAGUAAGGUAUUUCUUUUUUUAAAGUUGUUGGCUCAUGGAAUGCUGGUAAAGAAAACUUGCCAAAGUUUACCAUUAGUAGUGUAUAAAGUCUUGCACUGUUUCAAGUGCAUAAGAAAGAGUAACUUUUCGAGCAGUAGUCAUGUAAAUUAGAAGAUGAUUCUUCCUUAUAUUUAAAAAAAUAUAGGAAACCAAAUUCACAUUACUGUAGUAAAAUAGUGAUUUCAAUUCUUUUUAGAUUUUGUUUAGUAAUUCUUUUGUGUCAAGAAUUGUAUCUACAAUACCUUAUACCAUGUCAUAUGGAACUAAGGAUAUGUGUAAAUAAUACUAAGUAGGAUUUAGAUUUUAUCUGAUGCAUCCAGCAUACCAGUUACUGAGAUCCUGGCAAGAGGGAGUGCACUGUUUAUAGUGCAUGGAUAUAUACAGUAUUAUCCAUUCUGGAUAGGUUGAAAUUAAUCCUCAGGAUUUUCCUUCACUGUGUUGUACAGUGCUUGGAAGUUAAUGAUCAUAGGAUUUCAAAAAGAGUUUAAAGAUAAUUAAUGUAUAUUCAAACUACUUUUUUGUAAUGCUGAAAUAGUGAAAUAAAAUUUUUUCAUCAGAUUUUUUAAAAACAUAUUUGGUCAGUUAAGACAGUACUGAUAGUUAAUUAUCUUUAAUGCAUAGCACUUGCAACUGUACUUAUAUAUAUAUAUAUAUA